AUGGAUUAUCUUGGUCUUCUCGAUCAACCAGAUCCAUCUUUGGAUGAAGUAGAUUCAUCUUUUUUCGAUAUCAUCGCCUACAAUCCUCUAACUAAUUCGUAUAGCGAAAGAAUUCGACCAUCAUAUAUGUGCGACAUGGCUGUUCG
This is a messenger RNA of Adineta steineri, 146 nucleotides long. Lineage: Eukaryota; Metazoa; Rotifera; Eurotatoria; Adinetida; Adinetidae. The record is from the annotation of a GenBank genome assembly.